ACAAGUUGUCGAGACAGGGAUUCGAGCCUCGAGAUAUGGCACCGCAAGAAAGAACUCGGAAGCAUGUGUGCAAAAAGUGCAAUCAGAGCUUCUCUUCAGGGAGAGCUCUUGGGGGCCACAUGUCACGCCACUGGCGCAUAGUUGAGCAGCUAGAGAAGACGCCAAGCCCUCCUGCCAAUAUUGUCGACGUGCAUGUCUUAAUGCUGAGUCCAAGUGAUGUGGAGACUUUGCCACCGUCCUCGGGAGCUGAAUGUCCAUUGUGCUCAAAGGUGUUUUCUUCCUGCAAUUCUCUGAGGGAGCACAUGAGUGAGCACAGUCAGAAGAAGUUGCUGAGCAAGCCUGUUGAAGAAGCAGCUGGACUGAUGGAAGCUCUGGCCAUUGUUGAUGGUGGCUACAAUGUCAUGUUAUCUCCUUCGGUGAAGCGCAAGCGGUCAAAGAGAGGGCCACCAGUGGUCAAUUUUGGCGAGAUGGAUGCUGCUGCCACUCUCCUGCUUCUUUCAGAGAGUUCCAAGAAGAUUCCAGCUUAUGAAGAUUGCUGUGCAGAAGAUAUGGACAGUUCGCUCCUCCAUGUGUCAAAGGAUUUGAACCAGAAUGCUUUCGAUCAUCUACUGAUUCGAUCAACUGAGUUCAAGAAAACAAAAGGUCACAAGUCUUCAACUUAUGAUGAUUGCUAUGGGAAAUGUGAGAAGGAUGACAACUUGAACCCCAAUGUUCCCAAGGACAACAGUCCGAUCUCCAAUGUUCCCAAGAAUUCAGCUUACCAGGAUUGCUGUGGACGAUAUGACAACGAAAACAUUUUGUUCUGCAAUGUUUCCAAGAUGGAAAGCAACGUGAUCCGCAAUGUUUCUGACAAAGACAACACUUUGAUCCCCAAUGUUCUCAAGGACAGCACUUUUAUCCUCAAUAUUCCCGAUAAUUCAGCUUAUGAGGAUUGCUAUGGACAGUAUGAGAAGGACAACAUUUUGUUCCCCAGUGAUCCCAAGAAGGACAGCAAUGUGAUCUGCACUGUUCCUGAGAAGGAAAACACUUUGAUCCCCAGUGUUCCCAAGGAGGUAGAGUUGAUUGUGCUUGAUCAUGUGCUGGCUGGAGAUUCUGAGCUGAGGAAGCCAAGAACCGAUUCAGUUGAGAUCAAGUGUGGUGAUCUUUCAGCUGCAAUGAAGGUCAAGAGAUACCAGUGCAAUACCUGUAGGAAGUCAUUUGGGUCAGGGCAGGCGUUGGGGGGCCACAUGAGGUGUCACCAUCCUAAUUGCAAUCAUCGCCGUCAAGGGUUUGCUGAUCGUCCUGAGUCUGUUGUGAUGGAUGAGCAGAAACAGAAGACCGAAUUGGACUCCAAGUUGCUUGAUGUCAGACUUCCAGCUCUCACUGACAGACACUAUAUUUUCUCGGGCUUGCAAUUUGAACCUGAGCCAUGGCCUGUGGCAAGCAGGGUUCACUGAGCCGAUGCCGGUGCUCACUGUUGUCUGAAUUGCCACAGUUACUUCAGUUAUGUAUAUAGUCUACUAGUCUAGUAGUAACAACUCCAGUUGGUAUGCUUGUAGAGAUAGUCACAGGCAUUGUAAUGAUACUUCUCUUUCUGGCAAAUUUUCAUGGACAGAGAAGGCCACGGCUUUCACGUGGCACUGCUUGGUUCUGAACAGUAAAGCAACUUUGCUCAGCUAAAUGGUGCGACUGAGGUUGUGUCAUUCUAGCACUAACUAAUGACUUGAGUUGCCUACCAAAUUUAGUUUCUCUUUACAGUUUUGUGUUUCUGUAAAUAUUCAUAUCUUGAAAUGAUUUCAUCACUGCUCU
Molecule: messenger RNA, 1788 nt
Organism: Lolium perenne
Lineage: Eukaryota; Viridiplantae; Streptophyta; Magnoliopsida; Poales; Poaceae
Biological process (GO): regulation of DNA-templated transcription
Cellular component (GO): nucleus
Molecular function (GO): DNA-binding transcription factor activity; transcription cis-regulatory region binding
Source: RefSeq, a predicted model, not a curated record